UCUCUAUAAACCUUUAAAUGGUAUUAUGGAAACCAAUACUAAAUUAAAGAAAAUGUGUUUUUAAUUCAAUCACUAUUAGACAAACCGGAAAUUAUUUAAUAGACAAAAUAUAUUUGAUUUUCUUAUUUCAUAACGUUUAAGGAAAACAGAGGGUGCUUCUCUGGACCACAAAAAUAUACAUUUUCAUUGUGUUUGCUUUUGUUCUAAAAUAAAACAGCAUAUUGUUACCAAAAAAUAAAAUAUUUGAUUGUUAUUUAUAGCUUUAAAAGCAUAUAAAAUUAAACAAAUGUAUUUUUAUAUAUAAAAAAGAAAUUGUGUUAAUACAAAAAUUAAGUGUAUAUACAAAUAGUUUUAUUGGUCAUUAAAGAAAAACAGCGAGGAAACAAGUUGCCUGCAAAUUGGCAAUUGAAGAAAAAUAUGUGGCAUAAUAUUGUGGCAGUGUUGCUGCUAGCAAUUAUUCUACAAUCAAACGUAAAUGCUGAUUCCUACAGUGAUUACUUUUCGGACUAUGAAUGCAACACACCGUUAAUGGAGAGGGCCGUGCUAACGGCCACCUCUGCACUCAAUGAUCGUGGACCCGAAAAAGCUCGUUUAAAUGGUAAUUCGGCAUGGACUCCCGUUGAAAAUACUUACAAUCACUUCUUAACUAUUGAUUUGGGCUAUAAAAGCACUACACGUAAAAUAGCCACUAUGGGACGGCCAUUAACUAAUGAAUAUGUUACUGAAUAUAUUGUACAAUAUUCAGAUGAUGGUGAAUAUUGGCGUUCCUAUGUUAAUCCAUCUAGUGAGCCACAGAUGUUCAAAGGCAACUCCGAUGGCAAUUCCAUACACUACAAUGUUUUUGAAGUACCAAUUAUAGCACAAUGGAUACGUAUAAAUCCCACACGUUGGCACGAUAGAAUUUCUAUGCGUGUUGAACUUUAUGGUUGUGAAUAUGUUGCUGAAAAUCUGUACUUUAAUGGCACCGGCUUGGUGCGUUACAAUUUGUUGCAAGAGCCCAUUGCUUCGACCCGUGAAUCCAUACGUUUUCGCUUUAAAACGGCUAAUGCCAAUGGCAUACUAAUGUACUCGCGUGGCACCCAGGGAGAUUACUUUGCCCUGCAAUUGAUGGAGAAUAAAAUGGUGUUGAAUUUGGAUUUGGGUGGUGGUAUUAUGACUUCGCUGUCGGUGGGCAGUUUAUUAGACGAUAAUGUUUGGCACGAUGUAGUCAUAUCACGUAAUCGUCGCGACAUUAUAUUCUCAGUAGAUCGUGUUAUAGUACGUGGCCGCAUUAAGGGUGAAUUUAGUCGUUUGAAUCUUAAUCGCGAACUGUUGCUGGGCGGUGUGCCCAAUGUUCAGGAAGGCAUAUUUGUUACACAAAACUUUACCGGCUGCAUGGAGAACAUAUUCUUCAAUUCCACCAAUUUCAUUAGAGAUAUGAAAGAUAAUUACGAAAGAGGUGAUACUUAUCGUUACAACAAAGUUAAUACCGUGUAUGCCUGUCCUUCACCACCCAUCUAUCCGGUUACCUUUACUACACGCGGUUCAUUUGUGCGUCUAAAGGGCUAUGAGGCUCAAAAGUCACUCAAUAUUUCGUUCUAUUUCCGCACCUACGAAGACAAGGGCAUGAUGUUGCAUCAUGAAUUUGCUUCUGGCGGUUAUGUGCGCGUUUUCCUAGACUUUGGCAAAGUAAAGGUGGAUUUGAAGUUAUCUGAUAAGCCUCGUAUUAUUUUGGACAACUACGAUGAUCAAUUCAAUGAUGGCAAAUGGCAUUCGUUUGUCUUGACCAUACAGCGCAAUCGUCUAGUCAUCGAUAUCGAUCAACGUCCCAUGGCCACCACCAAAAAUAUACAAAUAUCUACGGGUCGCCUGUACUACAUAGCUGGAGGUAUUGAGAAGAGCAAUGGUUUUGUGGGUUGCAUGCGUUUGAUUUUGGUUGAUGGUAAUUACAAACUACCCAAAGAUUGGGUACAGGGCGAAGAAGUGUGCUGUGGUGAUGAAGUUGUUGUGGAUGCCUGCCAGAUGAUUGAUCGCUGUAAUCCCAAUCCUUGUCAGCAUAGCGGAGUUUGUCAUCAAAACUCUAUGGAAUUCUUUUGUGAAUGUAGUCACACUGGUUAUGCAGGAGCUGUUUGUCAUACAUCCAAUAAUCCUUUGUCCUGUACUGCUUAUAAAAAUGCCCAAAGUGUUAAACCUCGCGUUAGCAUAAAUAUUGAUGUAGAUGGCAGUGGACCAUUGACCCCAUUCCCGGUUACUUGUGAAUAUUACACUGACGGACGCGUUAUUACAACAUUGGGCCAUAGCCAAGAACAUACCACAACUGUAGAUGGAUUCCAAGAACCCGGCUCUUUCGAACAGAACAUUCUCUAUGAUGCCGAUUUGCAACAAAUCGAAGCUCUAUUAAAUCGUUCUCAUACCUGUUGGCAAAGAUUAAGCUAUUCAUGCAGAUCUUCUAGACUUUUUAAUUCACCUUCUGAACCCGGCAAUUUCCGUCCGUUCUCUUGGUGGGUCUCACGUCACAAUCAACCUAUGGACUAUUGGGCUGGCGCUUUGCCCGGCUCACGUAAAUGUGAAUGCGGUAUCUUGGGUAAAUGUCAGGAUCCCACGAAAUGGUGUAAUUGCGAUUCAAACAGUUUAGAAUGGAUGGAAGAUGGUGGUGAUAUCAAAGAGAAAGAAUAUUUGCCAGUGAGAGCAGUUAAAUUUGGUGACACCGGUACUCCAUUGGAUGAGAAACAGGGACGUUAUACAUUGGGACCUUUACGUUGCGAAGGUGAUGAUUUGUUUAGCAAUGAAGUAACCUUCCGCAUAGCAGAUGCCACCAUAAAUUUGCCACCCUUCGAUAUGGGUCACUCGGGUGAUGUUUAUUUGGAAUUCAAAACCACCAUAGAGAGUGCUGUGUUAUUCCAUGCUACCGGUCCUACGGAUUACAUUAAAUUGUCUAUUAUUGGUGGCAAUAAGUUGCAGUUCCAAUAUCAAGCCGGCAGUGGGCCCUUGGGUGUGAAUGUGCAUACCAGUUAUCAUUUGAAUGACAACAAAUGGCAUACAGUUAGUGUGGAACGUAAUAGAAAAGAAGCCCGCUUAGUGGUGGAUGGCUCUAUUAAAGCCGAGGUAAGAGAACCACCAGGUCCGGUUAGAGCUUUACAUUUGACUUCUGAUUUGGUAAUUGGUGCCACCACUGAAUAUCGUGAUGGUUAUGUUGGUUGCAUACGUGCCUUAUUACUAAAUGGCAAAAUGGUGGAUUUGAAACAAUAUGCCCAGCGAGGUCUCUAUGGCAUUUCUUCCGGCUGUGUGGGUCGUUGUGAGUCUAGUCCUUGUUUGAAUAAUGGUACUUGUACAGAGGGUUAUGACAGUUAUUCUUGUGAUUGUCGCUGGAGUGCAUUUAAGGGACCCAUAUGUGCAGAUGAAAUUGGUGUCAAUUUACGCAGUAGCUCUAUGAUACGUUAUGAAUUUGAGGGCUCUUUCCGUUCUUCAAUAGCAGAAAAUAUACGUGUUGGUUUCACCACAACCAUACCUAAGGGUUUCCUCUUGGGCUUCUUCUCCAAUUUGACCGGAGAAUAUUUGACCAUACAAAUUUCCAAUUCAGGACAUUUGCGCUGUGUUUUCGAUUUUGGCUUUGAACGCCAGGAGAUAAUAUUCCCCAAAAAACACUUUGGUCUGGGCCAAUACCAUGAUCUGCGCUUUUCACGUAAAAAUAGUGGUUCCACCGUUGUCCUGCAGGUGGACAAUUACGAACCUGUCGAAUAUCAUUUCGAUAUUAAGGCUUCUGCCGAUGCUCAAUUUAAUAAUAUUCAAUACAUGUAUAUUGGUAAAAAUGAAUCGAUGACUGAUGGCUUUGUGGGCUGUGUAUCGCGUGUACAGUUCGAUGAUAUCUAUCCAUUGAAAUUGAUGUUCCAGCAAAAUCCUCCACAAAAUGUUAAAUCAUUGGGCACUCAAUUAACCGAAGAUUUCUGUGGUGUUGAACCUGUUACCCAUCCACCCACUGAGGUUGAGACCAGACCGCCUCCACUCAUUGACGAAGAGAAAUUGCGCAAGGCAUAUAAUGAAGUCGAUUCAGUAUUAUUGGGAUGUCUUCUAGUCAUACUUUUCCUAUUAUUGUGCUUGAUGAUCUUCUUGAUUGGUCGCUAUUUGCACCGACACAAAGGUGAUUAUCUAACACAUGAGGAUCACGGAGCCGACGGAGCUGACGAUCCCGAUGAUGCUGUAGUACAUUCAACAACCGGCCAUCAAGUAACCAAACGAAAAGAAUGGUUCAUAUAGUUUGGAAUGUCUCCAGUAGGCGAGUGGUCAACACGAUAAUAAACUUAAGCCGAAGUUAAGCAAUGAAAGAACGAGCAACAACACAGCAACAACCGCAACCAUUUUAAAAA
Molecule: messenger RNA, 4343 nt
Organism: Calliphora vicina (urban bluebottle blowfly)
Lineage: Eukaryota; Metazoa; Arthropoda; Insecta; Diptera; Calliphoridae
Gene: Nrx-IV
Product: neurexin-4
Exons: 13
Coding region: 418-4233 (1271 amino acids)
Source: RefSeq, a predicted model, not a curated record